AAAUUGAGCCCUAAUUCCUUGAUCACAGCAGCGAAAUUAUUGUGAACAUUGUUCAUCGAUGAAUGAUUGCUUAAACGAGAUUACUCGCGCUUUGCUCCAGUCCGAUGUUUCUUUUCCCCUUGUGAAAGAGAUGCAGACCAAUAUUAAGAAGAUCGUUAACCUCGACGAUCUAGCAGCUGGCCAUAACAAACGGCUGAUCAUUGAGCAGGCUAUCUUCAAUGAACUCUGUAGGAUGAAAGCUGUCUUUGCUCCCAAAAAGGCCAAACCUAGUAGUGUAGUUAUGUUCGUCGGGUUACAAGGUGCUGGAAAAACCACAACAUGUACCAAGUAUGCUUACUAUCAUCAGAAGAAAGGGUACAAAACAGCUCUAGUGUGUGCGGAUACUUUCAGGGCCGGUGUUUUCGAUCAGCUCAAACAGAAUGCCACCAAGGCUAAGAUCCCCUUUUAUGGAAGCUACACGGAAUCCGAUCCUGUGAAAAUUGCUGCUGAGGGAGUUGAUAGGUUCAAGAAAGAAAAAUGUGAUCUUAUUAUUGUUGACACCAGUGGUCGCCAUAAACAAGAAGCUUCUCUCUGUGAAGAAAUUCUUCAAGUUGCUGAAGCAACGGAACCAGAUCUUGUUAUAUUUGUUAUGGAUAGCAGUAUUGGUCAAGCUGCAUUUGAUCAAGCUCAAGCAUUUAAGCAAACUGUAUCUGUUGGAGCUGUUAUUAUUACUAAGAUGGACGGCCAUGCCAAGGGGGGUGGUGCUCUUAGCGCUGUAGCAGCUACAAAAAGUCCUGUGAUAUUCAUUGGAACAGGAGAGCAUAUGGAUGAGUUUGAAGUGUUUGACGUCAAACCAUUUGUCAGCCGUCUCUUAGGAAAGGGUGAUUGGUCUGGACUCGUGGAUAAACUACAAGAGGUGGUACCUAAAGAUCUACAGCAUGAACUUGUAGAAAAUCUCUCUCAGGGUAACUUUACGUUGAGAACUAUGUACGACCAGUUCCAGUGUUCUCUGCAGAUUCCUCUUAAUCAGCUUUAAUCGAUGCUGCCUGGAAUUAGUGCUGAAUUGAUGCCGAAAGGACAUGGUGACGAAAGCCGAGCGAAGAGAUACAUGACAAUGAUGGAUUCUAUGACAAAUAAAGAACUGGACAGCUCAAACACAAAGGUGUUUAACGAGUCAAGGAUAAUGCGGAUAGCGAGAGGGUCAGGGAGGUUAGUAAGAGAAGUGAUGGAGCUGUUGGAAGAGUACAAGAGGAUAGCAAAGACUAUGAAAGGGAUCAAGAUCCCAAAGAAUGGAGACAUGAGCAACAAGGUCAUACCGCCUCAGAUGCUAAAACAGAUGGGCGGCAUGAGCGGUCUGCAGAGUCUGAUGAAGCAGAUGGGUUCGGCUAAGGACAUGAUGGGAAUGUUUAGUGGCGGAGACAAGUAGUUUCUAUCUUUCUUGCACACAGUGCACGGAGGUCACUGGUGAAAAUUUGUUUACAUAUACCUUAUAAGAAACUCGAUUUAUAUAUAUGUAACUAGGAAGAAGAUAACAUGUGUGUUUAACACAUUCUAGUGACUUAAAAAACUAA
Molecule: messenger RNA, 1550 nt
Organism: Arabidopsis lyrata subsp. lyrata
Lineage: Eukaryota; Viridiplantae; Streptophyta; Magnoliopsida; Brassicales; Brassicaceae
Product: signal recognition particle 54 kDa protein 1
Biological process (GO): SRP-dependent cotranslational protein targeting to membrane; SRP-dependent cotranslational protein targeting to membrane, translocation
Cellular component (GO): signal recognition particle, endoplasmic reticulum targeting; cytosol
Molecular function (GO): 7S RNA binding; GTPase activity; ATP hydrolysis activity
Source: RefSeq, a predicted model, not a curated record